Cucurbita moschata (crookneck pumpkin) is the source of this 954-nucleotide messenger RNA. RefSeq lists its product as uncharacterized. Lineage: Eukaryota; Viridiplantae; Streptophyta; Magnoliopsida; Cucurbitales; Cucurbitaceae. The transcript has a single exon. The coding region runs from base 28 to 726 and encodes 232 amino acids. The record is from RefSeq and is a predicted model, not a curated record.
UUUUCCCUCCCAUUCUCUCCCAUUCAAAUGGAUUUGUUCUUCUUCCACAAAACAGAGAAAGUUUUGAGCCCUAAUCUCCUCCAAAUAUUCCCCAAGUUCUUCCGAUUCCUAGAGCUCUGCUUCCUGCUCCUUUUCCUCUCCUGGAUCCUCUCUCGGCUCCCGAUCGCCCUCACAAUCUCCGCCGACUUCUUCCGAAAACUCUUCGGCUUCCUCGCCAGUCCGCUCUUCGGAUUCCUCCUCUGUAACGCCAUUAUCUUCGCACUACUUACCAAACCUACCAAAUUUUCAGACCGCAGCGCCGUAACCGUCGUCGAUGGAGACGAAAUCGAUCGGAUUUACGCAGACCUAAUCGAAAAAUCUGGAAGCGACGGCGUGCAUGAACGCAAGGUGGAGACUGUGUACAAGGACAAACAGAUCAUCGCGGAGCCGAUUAGUUCAAUCGAUCACAAAAUUGAAGAGAGGAACGCGGAUACGGAGUCCGAAUCUGGAGUAGAUCAUCCGAAAGUGAUAUUGAGGACGCUAUCAGAGAAACUUAAGCCGAAAACGCAGAGUGAGAAGCUCCGCCGUUCAGAGACGGAGAAGUGCCGGAAUCUGGAGCAUUCGCACGACAUUUUGUACUACCAGGACGAUUUGAGCAGCGAGGAAUUUCAAAGGAAGAUUGAGGCGUUCAUAGCGAAAGAGAAGAAGUUUCGACGGGAAGAAUCUUCCGCCAUUGUACUCCACUGAGACGGUUAAUCGCCGGUUGAAAAAUACGACUACAAAAAGCAAAAGUAAACUUUCAAUGUACAGAGUAAAAUUUCUCUUACCUAGAGAAGGGUAAAGUGGGUAUUUGGCUUUAGUUCUAAUUUUUCUUUAGGGAAGGGGAUUUUGUUUGUCUGUUACUCGUCCUAUGGCUCUUGGUGGACUUGCAUUUGACAACUGAUCUGUGACGUUAAUUUGGGACCAAUUGGGUGA